AUGGUCACCUUAACUUACUUCCUUCUUUUCUUCAUCCCUCAUGCGGCAACAAUCACUUUCAAUUUCACAAACAUUGGUCCAGAGCACCUAUCCAAAGACAUAAAUGUAAUCGGUGAUGGAUAUAUCUCCGAUGACGGAAUCCAUAUUACCCCAGACGGGAAUGGAUCAAGGAAGUACAGACAAGGACGCGCUACAUACAUCCAACCACUUCAUCUUUGGGAGAUCACCUCUGGUGAGUUAGCAAGCUUCACCACCUAUUUCUCCUUCGUGAUAGAUUCAGACUCGGACCCAAAUUAUGGCGAUGGGCUCACAUUCUUUCUUGCUGAGAACAAUUCUGCGAUGUUAGCUGGUUCAGCCAUGGGGCUUCCCAUCACUCACUCAAGAAGUACGUAUCCAUUUGUUGCAGUGGAGUUUGAUACAUUCGCAAACCCGGAGUGGGAUCCAAGAAACUCUAGCAAUGAUUUGAUAGGUGAUCAUGUAGGUAUCAGCAUUAACUCUCUUAAGUCUGUUGUCUCUCAGCAAUGGCUCAGCAAUGUAGUUGGUGGGGGAGUCUGUCAAGCUUGGAUUAUAUAUGAUUCUCUUUCUAAAAAUCUUAGUGUUUCUUUCACUGGUUUUCAAAAUAAUAAAAUUCUACAUCAAGAGCUUCAUUACAUAAUCGAUCUAAAGGCUGUAUUGCCGGAAUGGGUUAUUUUUGGGUUUUCAGCUGCAACUGGAAAUGCGUUCCAGAAAAAUACUGUGAAGUCUUGGGGUUUCAAUAGUUCUGAUUUACGUAUCGAUGCAAACAACAAGCUGCCACCUACAAGUGGCCCAGAUCGAGUGAAGGGGAAGAAUAGUACAGUACUUGUGGUGAGCUUAAUAGUUGGUUUAUCUGUUCUACUUGCCUUCUGCGAGUGGAGGAAGAAGAAAAGAAGGGAACAGGAACAAGGAUGUUAUGUUGGAAUGAACAAUGAAUUUGAAAGGAGCACCGGAGCUAAAAAAUUCGCUUACCUGGAAUUAGCUCGGUCAACUAGUGAUUUUGCAGAAGAUCAAAAACUUGGUGAAGGAGGCUUCGGUGGGGUUUACAGAGGUUUCUUGGAAAAACUGGGCACACAUGUUGCAGUCAAAAGGGUGUCCAAAAGUUCAAAACAGGGGAUCAAAGAGUAUGUUUCCGAAGUCAAGAUCAUCAGCAGAUUGAGACACAGGAACCUAGUUCAACUCACUGGUUGGUGCCACGAGAAAGCUGAACUCCUCCUUGUUUACGAGUUUAUGGAAAAUGGAAGCUUAGAUUUGCAUCUCUUUAAGGAAAAAAGCUUGUUGACAUGGGAGACAAGGUACAAAAUCGCCCAUGGUCUGGCUUCUGCUUUAUUGUAUCUACAUGAAGAAUGGGAGCAAUGUGUUUUGCAUAGAGAUAUCAAAUCCAGUAACGUGAUGUUGGACUCAAAUUUCAACACCAAGCUUGGCGAUUUCGGGUUGGCCAAGUUGGUGGACCACGAGAAAGGUUCACACACCACAAUGUUGGCUGGAACCUUGGGUUACAUGGCUCCAGAAUGUGUAGUAACUGGGAAAGCAACCAAAGAAUCAGAUGUAUUCAGUUUUGGAGUCGUUGCACUGGAAAUUGCUUGUGGGCGAAAACCCAUUGAGUACUUGGCUCCAGAAAAACAAGUAAGAUUAAUCCAAUGGGUUUGGGAGCUCUAUGGGACAGGGAGACUUCUAGAAGCAGUGGAUCCACGUCUUGGGUUAGACUUUGAGGAAAAAGAAAUAAAGCGGUUGAUGAUCCUUGGGUUAUGGUGUGUGCACCCUGACUCGGAUUUCCGUCCUUCGAUGAGACAAGCAAUUCAAGUACUGAACUCUGAAGCAUCGCUACCUAUACUCCCCUCAAAGAUGCCAGUGGCCUGUUACUUGUCUUCUCCCAUUUCUGCUCCAUAUAGUGUCGCUUCCAUCAUCCAAACCUAA
This is a messenger RNA of Lactuca virosa, 1932 nucleotides long. The record is from the annotation of a GenBank genome assembly. Lineage: Eukaryota; Viridiplantae; Streptophyta; Magnoliopsida; Asterales; Asteraceae.